CUCCCCUAUUCGUUGUUCAUCCCAAAAUUCGCGGGCGGGGCUAUCCUCUGCUUCUCUCGAUCCUGCCCUUCCCGCCUACAUUCAUCCCAUCCCAUAGCUCCCUCUCAGAGACGUCUGGGUGUCCGCUUGCUCAGACUCUUUUCCUUGCAUUGAGUAGACUCGCCUGACGAACGGUUUUUAGUAUCCUCCCUUACCGUUCUCGCGUUUCAGUUCCCAUCCACGGAACAUGUGUUACUUCGAUUACGCUCGACAGCAGCAGACGAUAUUCGAAAGCCACCUACCAUCAAGGUCACCUCGGGUUUCCAGCGAUUUCAAAGGAUGCAGCAACUGUAGCUCGGAGAACUUGACAGAGACGCUCAGCCAGUCAAGAGGAAGCCAAGACCCAUGGAGCACGGGAGUCUUCGGUCAGCUUCGCACCUCAUUUUCGUCGACCUGUCUCGAAGGCAGCGAUGCGGAAGAUUGCUACACCGCGAGAUUUGAAAACGAUUCGGACGAUUCGUACCUUGAGGAGGAGCUCUUUGAAUCCCCAGGUUCCACGGGGCUAGCGACGUCGCGGUCGAUAUUUGGCGACGACCUCUGCGCGAGCUGUUCGCGGAGGGUAGCUGAUCUGGCAUGCGAUCCCGUUUGGGUUGACGAUGCGCGGUCGCGGAUCAAGGAGGCAGCUUUGGCGGUCGUCGAGGCGCAGCAGGCGGCCGUGGAGCUGAGCGCGCGGGCGGACUCGGCGCACUACGAAUCGGAACGACCUGCUUCCCACUCCGCCAACGCCUCCCUCCGUUUCAGCCGGAACGAACCGUUCCCAGCCGCUACGACCGCUCAAGAUGCCGCUGAAGCUCCCACCCCUCGCAGCAAGGCCCGCAGCGCGUGGUUCUCAGUGGGCCGAUCUAGUGUUUCUGAGCAGCAAGAUGGGGAUCGAGGCAGCAGGGCGGAACGGAUCAAUAGCACGAGGCGGCGACCUCAGAUCCCCAAGGUCAGCAGCGAGCUCCGCAUUUGCGUCGGGACUAUGGUGAAGUCGUGGUGCCGUAGUUCAACAAACUAGACAUUGAGGGCUGUCAGGCUAGCGAUUCUCUUCCUGCUAUCACAAGCAUAAUAACCUUCGGUUCAUGUACCCUAUUACAUUUAUUGUAU
Molecule: messenger RNA, 1125 nt
Organism: Closterium sp. NIES-67
Lineage: Eukaryota; Viridiplantae; Streptophyta; Zygnematophyceae; Desmidiales; Closteriaceae
Source: the annotation of a GenBank genome assembly